GUAAUUGAUGAGUAAUCGACUGGAAACAAGCGCCAUUAUUCUCAGUCUUUUUCUUUCUCUUUCUCUCUCUCUUUUUCUGUCUGGUCUUAUCGCUCCCCCAACCUCGCCCUUGCUGAACAAACGAACCAACACUGAUGCCUUACUGGGCCACAGCCAUCUCGGGUCCUCAGCUUUGUUCCAGGAUUGGAUGUGAUGGCUACACAGGGCUCCCGGCUGAUCUCGAUCUACUCAACACAUCGACUGGCCAAAUAGCCAACAAUCCAAAGCAAGUCACUCCAAGUCAAAGCAAAUCACUGACAGCCGGAUCGAAGAUGCCGAUCGUGAGGACCGAUCAUGAGAACGCGGAUCAUCCAUCUAGGCAAGACUUGUCACCUUUCGCCUCCCGUCCUGUGAGGGAUAGUACAACUGCAGCUGCUGCGCAUCCCAAUCAGGGAGAUGAAGUCAAGUCGGAUGUAGAUGGACAGAUCCGAGGCAGGGCACCACAACCGGCUUCCCAUCAAACGACUUGGCCCGGCAGUCACGCCUCUGUGGUACUGUGUACGAGGGUAUCUUCUGCAAAGGUGGGCAUGGGCCAGGAAUCCGGAGAUACUGCCAUGGUGGGGGGGGCAAAGCAGACCAAUGAUGGCAGGGAGAGGAAUGCACCGGUCCAAUGCAUUGCUGAUCGGAGAUUACACGAUAACAUCAGGUCAUUGGACCAAGCCAUGUCCUAG
Aspergillus vadensis CBS 113365 is the source of this 710-nucleotide messenger RNA. RefSeq lists its product as uncharacterized. The record is from RefSeq and is a predicted model, not a curated record. The coding region runs from base 135 to 710 and encodes 191 amino acids. The transcript has 9 exons. NCBI's taxonomy places the organism in Eukaryota, Fungi, Ascomycota, Eurotiomycetes, Eurotiales, Aspergillaceae.